AUUUCCCAGUGAGUUUCACAAAGCAAUACUACUGUUGGAAUAGUGUUAUGCACAACUGAAACAUCUCUGUGUUUCUACGCAUGUAGGCAUGGGUUUUAACUUAAGUAUUGUUUAUUCAUUUAAAAACGUUCGUGGAAUUGUAGAUGGUUUCCUAAGUUAGAAUAAGUGUGUAUAUUAUUACUAGUUAAUAAUUGAAGCCUUCUACUACUACAACUUACAACUGUAAUCUGUACUACUUUACAAGCUCAAACUCUAACUUCAACUUUUGAAGUUCUACGUGACUUAAAGUCUUAAGUUAAUUAAUGUUUUACUUUUAUUAAGUCCUGCUAGUACUAGUUUUACUAACUUGUAGGACGUUUAAAAUAUAUUAUAAACCUUACUCUUUCGUUGGUGUCCUAACGUUAUUUGAUAAAAAUGGGAAGCAAGAAACAUAAGAAACAUCAGAAAAAGGAAGUUCCUGCAUUUCAUGAAGAUAGAGUGGAAAAGCCAUUGAAACUAGUCUUAAAGGUUGGUGGAAGUAACAGUGUGCAUGCAACCACUGCACCUCCACCCUUACCAGAAACACCACCUCAUCUUUCUCCUCAACCACCACAACUUCAACCGGAACAACCAUUUUUUCAUUCAUUUAAACAAGACUAUGAAGAGUCUUCCACAACAAAGCAUAAAAAAUCAAAAAAGAAGAAGAAAAAAAAGUCUACUGAUCGGGAAAAGCAUGAAAGAAAACAUAGACAUCAUCACCACGGUCACCAUCAUCACCAUCACCACCACCAUCACAGAUGUCAGCCACACUGUCAUCAACAUGAAAGAGUCAGAGAAGAAAAAGCUGAAGUAAUUGCUCAGACUGAGGAUGAUGCAACUACUCAUGAACCUCCAACAAAAAGACAGAUUGUGGAUGACACAUCAUUUGCAGAACAGUCAUUUAGAGAACCUCGAUCAUGUAGAGUCAAGAAAAAGUCAAGUAAAACACCCCUUCAACUCCUUCUCCAGUACUUGCUGAAAAUUUUUCAGAAGAGAGACCCCAAUCAGUUUUUUGCUUGGCCUGUGAGUGAUGUUAUAGCACCUGGUUACUCGAGCAUCAUUCAACAUCCAAUGGACUUCAGUACAAUGAAGAAGAAAAUUGACAAUAAAGAUUACUUAUCUGUCAUGGACUUUAAGAUGGAUUUGAAGCUCAUGUGUGACAAUGCCAUGACUUACAACAGACCUGAUACUGUCUAUUAUAAAGCAGCUAAAAAAAUGUGGCAUGCUGGACUAAAACUUCUAACUAAGGACCAAAUUCUUGGACUUAAUCUUCCAUACUUGAAUGAACUAACAAUGGAAGAGAUUGGCUUUGAUAUACGAGAUCUACCAUCAGAGAUUCAAGAAACAUCUCAACUUGGGGAAGAAAGUAACUACUCAGGACCAAUACUAAUAGAUAAUAAGAAAUCCAAAUAUAGGGGAAGCAGUGCUCCAGAACCAGAAAUACCAGGUGAUGACAUGAGUCCUGAAGAAAUUUUGGCAAUGGCUCAAAAAGCUGCUAAAGCUGCAGCAGAUAGACUUACCUUGGAAUGUCCUAACAGCAAGUUUGGCUUUUUGAGACAGAAGAGUGAUGGAAGUACAACUCUUGCUAUACUUAAUCCAGAUGGAGAUGCUACAGCAGCUUCCAAAGAAAUGAAAGUAAAUCUUGAAAUGUUGACUGGCCGUCUUUCUCAAGGCACAGGUACAAUUUUAGGUUUUAAAGAAGACGUCAAGAAUAUAGUUAAACCAGUCUCUUAUUUGAACUAUGGAAACUAUAGCUCAUAUGCUCCUCAGUAUGACUCAACAUUUGCUAAUCUAAGUAAAGAAGAAUCUGACCUGCUGUACUCUACUUAUGGUGAUGACCUUGGAGUCCAGUAUGCUCAUAGCUUGAGAGGUUUUGCUCAAGACUGUGACUAUGUGAUGACAAUGGUGGAUAAUCUUUUGGACACGUUAACUGGUGGACAACACUCUGAAACUGUUAAAAUUUUAAAUGAAAAGCAGAAAAUAAAAGAAGAGGAUGAGAGGAUGCUUAAAGUGAGUAAAGUGUUGAACCAGACAAACAAUAUUAGUGAGUGGACAUUCUCUUUAGAAAACGAUUCUUCAGGAUUUGGAGAACGUGCAUCCCCUACUGACAAACAUGAAGAUAAUACCCAAAGAAUAUUAGAUUCUUCUUUACUGGAAUUGGGUGAUGGACAAAGACAAGAACAAAGCAACAAAGGCAGCUACCAGAAAAUUCAGCACAAAUUAAAUGAGACUUGUGGCUUACUCCAAGAUUUAGCCAAAGUUCAGCACCAACGACUGAGUGCCUCUCCACCACCUCAUUUAUCUCAUGUGUCUGGUCCCACUACUAUUGAACAUGAACUUGCUGAUAAGGUUCGAAAAAAGUUGACUGACCUAACAUCUCAGGUUAGUCCAGGCUCAUUAGUUUGUGUUGAUAGCGUAAGGAAAGCGUUAGGCAUAACUGCCACCACCACAUCUUCAACCAGUGCAACACCGGCUUCUUCUCCUGCACAAGGCACAAGCAGAGCAGAUGAGGAACUUCCUUGUAAUCAUGAAGGCGACUUUAUCACAAGCAAUUCACCAUCACAUAUGUGUAGUGAAGAGAUUAAUGAGCAGCCAGUCCUUGACCAAGAUCUUCAAAAUUUCCUUGAAACUGGUCCUCUGUUACACAUCUGUGCUUCUCCUACUGCAAAUUGAUCCAAAACUCUCAAGCAUCUGGAUAAUAUUUCUUUCAGUGGAUGUGACUAUUACAAUAAACAUUGUAUGUUGAAGUAUAAUUUUCUUGUGUGUAUGUGUUGUAACGGAUUUAUUAUUUUUUGUUAUUGUGUAUAUAGUUGUCGGCAAAUGGGUGUGUUUAAGAAAUAGUCUAUUUGGUGUUUCAAAUAUAGAGAAUUUCUUUUAGUAAGCCACUAAAUAUUCUAGUAUAUAACAAUAAAGUACAGUCAGAGUAAGUUAUGUACUUAGAGGGAAACUAAAAAUCAACCUGGUUGUCACUCUAGCCAAUUAAAUAUACUUUUAUUACGUUUCUGUUUAUAAAGAUUAGAAUACAUUAUCUCAUCACUUGAGUACCCUGGCUGAUUACGAGGUUUGGCCAGCUUAGGAGAUUUAGGUCAGUCAUAAAUACAAUUCUAAGCUAACAAGGUAAAACAGUCUGCAUAAUUUAAGUAUACUAAUGAAUGAUAAAUGAAAAUAGAAAGUAAUGAUAUUUAAAACUAACUACUAUAAACAACAUUAUUAAUGAAAGCAAUAAGAAAUAGAUAAAAUAACAUACCUUACUAAGGGGAUCCACAACCACUAAAGUGGUUAAUGUAUAUUUCUUUGGUAAAUUCCUCUCUGUAACACCACCUUUCACCAAAGAAAACUUACUAACAUGUCCUCUAUAUAACUUAAGUGACAGUUAAUUACCAUAUGAUUUAGUUUAAAACAUGUGUUGGUAUAGCAUCAACUUUCCCACAGCACAGAAAUCAAAGUUUAAGAAGAUACAAAACUUGACCACUACAAUAAAUCAACGUUAACUGUAAUAAGAAGAAAACAACUAGUUAAACUUCAUAUGUGGUUUGUCUAAAAUUUUUUACUACCAGUUAUACUUGACAAAUAUUUAGAGAAGGCUGAAAGAAGUAAUAUAUUAUGUUCAAUCUUUUCUAAAAGCCAAAAAGAAAAUAUUAAAGUUCUAUAAAAAUAAUAAAUUAGUUGAUAUUAACUAUAUUCAAUAAAUGAUAAAACAUCUGAUGGUCGAUACACUAAAGCUGUUUACUUUUACACCAAAUAACAUCCUAACAUCAAAGUGUACACGUGAAAUUUUUUGAGAGGUUGAGAUUCUGUAUAGAACCUCUAAACCCAUAGUUAUUAGCAAGGAUAUUGUUGAAUUUUUCACAGAAUUGAGUGAAUUUUGUGUUUAAUUUUCACAAAUAGAAACCUCGAUUAUGAAAAAUGCGAGAGUUUAUAAUCUUUAUUCAACAUAUCUUGGAAUGAUGAACAAAUCCUAUUGUAUCUAACUCACUGGGAGUAGGAAACAUUUCAACAUAACUUAUUUGGAAUAUUCGUUUUUGGGAAUGGAAAGUUUAUAACUUCAAAUUUGAAAGUGACCAUUUUAUUAAAAACCUUAAAGUUAAUUAAUGAUGCUGAUAUUCAAGUCUAAAUAGUUUGCUUCGUUUCUAUUGGAAGAGCGUUUUCCAGCGUGAGCUCUGGCGGAUAGGUUUGUAAGGAUGUGUGUAGAAAACCUUGAUAAUUUGGAGUAUGAAUAUCCAUCAAAGUUUGCAUAUUCUUUUUGGGCUCUGUGAAAUUAUAAAAAAAAUUUAUAUAAAGAUAUUUAUUACAUCUUCUGAAUAUCACUAGGACUCGGACACAGUAUGAAAGAGGUUUAGAAAUUUAACUAAGAAAUAAAAACAUCUUAUGAAAAUUUUCAUUUUCCCAGAAAUUAUAAAUUGUGUAAUAGAACCUCGAUACUUAAAAGAGUAAAUAUAUACUUGUAUCCGGUUUUUGUUGUUGUUUAGACUCUGCCUUUGUAACACGCUUGUUUAUCCGCAAUAAAAAACAAACUGUAAA
Molecule: messenger RNA, 4539 nt
Organism: Limulus polyphemus (Atlantic horseshoe crab)
Lineage: Eukaryota; Metazoa; Arthropoda; Merostomata; Xiphosura; Limulidae
Gene: Brd7-9
Product: bromodomain-containing protein 7-like
Exons: 15
Coding region: 415-2691 (758 amino acids)
Biological process (GO): regulation of transcription by RNA polymerase II
Cellular component (GO): nucleus
Source: RefSeq, a predicted model, not a curated record